GUUCAACGAUCGUUUUUCGACGGGUCUAAACACUGAUAGGCUCUCUCAGAUGUAGUACCUAGCUUGGCGUGAUUAUAAUUAAAUCCUAUGCUCUGAUGACGGUUAACGGCUGUGGGGACAGUUACCACUUGAAGCGACUGGAAAGGGAAGCCGAAUACUAAUCCGCUUGAUGGAAAGAAGGACCGACUGUCUUCCUUCUACCUGCGGCUAACCUCAGCCUGAAGUUGAACUCGAUAAUAUGGCUGACUAUUUUUCCGAUUCAAUUGGUCUUCAAACUUCAGCAUAUACUGCGGUUGCAUCCAUAGCAGCUUUACUUUUUGACUUCAGUAUCACCUUCGACUCGGAGGUUCGUUUGACAUGGGGAAGAAAGUGGGGCAUCACGAGGAUAGCCUUUAUCGUUUCUCGUUAUUUGCCAUUCGCAGGCCUUGCUAUGACCGUAUAUUGUGAGCACUCACAGCAUUUUGUCUACUCUUGCCCUUUACUCUUUACUGGGGUCCCCUGGAUAGACUUGGUCGAGUCCACACAUGGAGGAAUUUCCAAUCAUGGGAAGUUCACUGCUGUAUAUGAUGGUUGUGUAUACAAAUGCAUCAUUCAAACUCAAAUGCUCAAUCUUUUUCUAGUCAUCCGUUGGUUGUGUAUCGCUGCUGCUGGAGUCCUGCUCGUGGCAAGGGUCUACGUGAUCUCAGGGUGUGAAAGGAGGUUCUUGGCUGCGGUAUUGGUUUAUGCCAUGGCCAUCUCAGUGGCGGUGCUGAUAAUCUCAUAUAUCGAUGCAAUUAAAUCCGGAGAUUCGACGCGCGGUGUAUUUGAGGAACGACGUAACGCUAGCAUUAUUUAUGGUUUGUUGAUGUUCGGGGAGCUUGCGCUAAUGUCCCUGACGCUGUUCAAACGCUUCAAAUCCUACCAACUGAAAGAUAGUUUGCUGCUGAUUACUCUAUGUCAGGAUGGCAUAAUUUACAUGUUAUGUAUUAUUUUGGUCUCGAUGGCUAAUUGCGUCACCAUUGCCGUACUACCUUCAUCCUACACCGCACUUCUUGCUGGCCCACAGUUAGUCGUGCAUAGUGUUCUCGCCUCACGUAUCCUGUUCAAUCUACGAGCAAUGUCCGACUUGCAGGAUGUUGGUACAGGCGAGCCGGUUGUCUCAGUAGUGGGUUUUUCUCGACCUAUGGUGUUUCAAACCCCAUCUUGUGUUGAUCAUGCACAGCCCUGGGAUCUUCCAAAGUGAUAGUCCAAUGUCUACAGCAUCUUGUAUUAUUUAAAUCCCAUAUCCUGGUGGGGCAGCAACUACCUACAGUGUGUGCAAUAAUUUAAUAGUUCAUCCACGCAAUGUAAAUGGUGGAUUGAUCAUUGCUCUGGAA
This is a messenger RNA of Suillus paluster, 1355 nucleotides long. RefSeq lists its product as uncharacterized. The record is from RefSeq and is a predicted model, not a curated record. NCBI's taxonomy places the organism in Eukaryota, Fungi, Basidiomycota, Agaricomycetes, Boletales, Suillaceae. Bases 239 to 1222 code for a protein of 327 amino acids. The transcript has 13 exons.